This is a messenger RNA of Syngnathus acus (greater pipefish), 2784 nucleotides long. RefSeq names its product cytochrome b-245 heavy chain (gene cybb). The transcript is spliced from 13 exons. Bases 212 to 1906 code for a protein of 564 amino acids. The record is from RefSeq and is a predicted model, not a curated record. Gene Ontology annotation, molecular function: superoxide-generating NAD(P)H oxidase activity. Lineage: Eukaryota; Metazoa; Chordata; Actinopteri; Syngnathiformes; Syngnathidae. Gene Ontology annotation, cellular component: NADPH oxidase complex; plasma membrane. Gene Ontology annotation, biological process: superoxide anion generation; defense response.
GUGCUUUCGUUGCCUUUACUAUAAAUAAGCCGCUGGUGAAGAAAUCCCUCUGCGAACGUGACGUCACGUAACUGACACAGAUGAUUUCAGGAGCGCACUUUUCAGAUCCACUUCCCUAUUUGCGCCAAACAAAAAAGGUUGACCCGGUAGAGAGCGCGCAUUCAUUCGCUCUUCUGCUUUGCACCAGCACUCGCGCCCGCCCGGACUAGGCAUGGGGAACUUGGCAGCCAACGAGGGACUCUCCAUCUUUGUCAUUCUGGUUUGGCUUGCCAUUAACGCCUUCCUCUUCGUCCAUUUCUACAUGGCCUUUCUGGUCGACAAAUGGUUCUACACGCGUGUGCUACUCGGGCACGCUUUGUCGUGGGCUCGAGCUCCGGCCGCCUGCCUCAACUUCAACUGCAUGCUCAUCCUGCUACCCGUCUGCAGGAACCUUCUCUCCUUCAUGCGCGGCUCCAUCCAGUUCUGCAGCCGCACGGCCGCACGGCAGCUGGACCGGAACAUCACUUUCCACAAGCUGGUGGCGUACAUGAUCGCUUUCCACACAGCCGUGCACAUCGUGGCGCACUUGUUCAACUUUGAGUAUUUCAUGGACGCUCAGCUGAACCGCAACGGCAGCCUUCUGCCUUUCGUUCUGUCGGAAAUCGGCAACGGAGACAACGCGUCUUUCCUCAACCCCAUCAGGUCCAACGAAACGAAUCCAACCAUCGUCAUGUUCACCACCAUCGCCGGCGUGACGGGCGUGGUCAUCACGCUGGCCCUCAUCCUCAUCAUCACGUCUUCCAUGGAGGUCAUCCGCCGGUCCUACUUUGAGGUGUUCUGGUACACCCAUCACCUUUUCGUCCUCUUCUUCAUCGGACUGGUAUUCCACGGCUUUGGGAGGAUCGUGCGAGGUCAGACAGCUAGCAGCCUUACGACCAACAACCCGCUAGCAUGUGCAGACCACUUUGAGGACUGGGGGAUAAAUGAAACAGACUGCGCCAUUCCAGAAUUUGCCGGAAACCCGCCAAUGACCUGGAAAUGGAUCGUGGGACCCAUGAUCUUAUACGCGUGCGAGAGGCUCGUUCGACUCUAUCGAUCCCACCAGAAAGUAGUCAUCACUAAGGUGGUGAUGCAUCCCUCCAAAACUUUGGAGCUUCAGAUGAAGAGGAAAGGUUUCCACAUGGAGGUGGGCCAGUACGUCUUCAUCCAGUGCCCGUCUGUCUCCAGACUGGAAUGGCAUCCCUUCACCCUGACCUCAGCCCCCGAGGAGGACUACUUCAGCGCCCACAUCCGAAUUGUCGGAGACUGGACUCAGGCCUUGUACGAAGCCUGCGGAGGAGACAAAACCGAGCCUCAGGAGGCUUGGAAACUGCCAAAGGUGGCCAUCGACGGGCCUUUCGGUACCGCCAGCGAGGACGUGUUUCGGUACGAGGUGGUGGUGCUGGUGGGGGCGGGAAUCGGGGUCACGCCUUUUGCGUCCAUCCUCAAGUCGGUGUGGUACAAACGGAUCCAGAACAAGGAUGUCUUCACCAAAAAGAUCUACUUCUACUGGCUUUGCCCCGAGACGCAGGCCUUUGAGUGGUUCGCCGACUUGCUGCAGUCGCUGGAGAGCCAGAUGGCGGCAAAGAGCGUGACCGACUUCCUGAGCUAUAACAUCUACCUCACCCGCUGGAAGGAAGCAGAGGCGGCCCACUUCUGGGUACACCACGAGGCGGAGAAUGACCCCAUCACAGGGCUUAAGCAGAAAACUCUUUACGGAAAGCCCAACUGGGACACAGAGUUCACCGGCAUUGCCUCCAAGCAUCCUGGAACCAAAGUCGGAGUGUUCCUGUGCGGGCCACCACAGUUGGGCAAGUCGCUGGAGAAACAGUGUUUGUCACACUCGGAAGCUGACGUCAAGUUUAUCUUUAACAAAGAAAACUUUUAAUGGAGUCAAUGCCUUGAGAAUUUGUCUGAGGUUAGUCUAAAAAUUAUUGGCCGGAAUUAUCUUGAGUAAUUCAGAAGCUACUCAGAUAAUCUGCAUAAUCAAAUCUGUAGUGUUUCAAUAUUAUUAUACUCGCGCUCUUCAAAAACAAAAGCCCAGAAGCUUUCUUGAUGGAGAUUUUGAGGAAGCUCUGACAUCUACCUCCCACCAGAUGUUUUGCAAAGAUGCCACUGUUGCACAAAAAGCAAAGAAAGAGACCUGCCGGUACUUUCCACGUUGACAUUGUUCUGCUUUAGCAAUGCUUCAAUCGUUGGUUUCACAACCACUUCUGUUUUUCCUCAUUCAAUUGUUAUUUUGAUUUUACCGAUUUGACACGAUCUUCACGUACAAACAAGAAAACUUUCACUUCUUCCUUCAGAGUCAAAUGCAGAAGUUCACCAGGUUGAUGUAAUAAAUAAAUAUACGGAGUAAUAAAAAUGAAUUGCCUUCAGCAACAGCUUGGAGGGAUCAAUUUAUAAAAAAAAAAUUUAAAAAAAUGUUGAUUAUUAUUAUUAUUAUAAUUUAAGACAGAAUGAGACCAUGGGCAACAUUUUCAGAUUAAAAAAAAAAAUUGGGGGGUAUGGCUAUAAACUUGGCAAAUUUACUCACCAUUAAGUCGAUAUAAGUUGAUUUUUUUUUUCUCAGUAAUGCAAAAUAUUAUGCUAAAUAAAACGCUAAAGUUGCCAAGAAUCUAAAUUUGAGUCACUUAUGAUCAAGCAGGUAAGAUUUCAGUUAAAGAAACAUUUCGAGUUUUAUCUUUUCUGUGGAAGAGUUUACAGUUUUUCAUCCUGUCUGUUUAGAUCACUAUCAUCAAUCCCCAACAAGGUUUUAAACCUAACUAC